This is a messenger RNA of Peniophora sp. CBMAI 1063, 1890 nucleotides long. NCBI's taxonomy places the organism in Eukaryota, Fungi, Basidiomycota, Agaricomycetes, Russulales, Peniophoraceae. The record is from the annotation of a GenBank genome assembly.
AUGGCUAACCCUUGGGAGCCAGCCUUUCCUCCCCCGCCAUAUCAUCAUCCCCCGUCAUACGAGGCGAUUGCAGAUGAUAACAUCGACCCGACCCUUCGAGACCAGCCACGGAUCGGUCCGACUUCGCAGGACGAGGAGCCCAUCAUUAUUGAUGACUCGUCGUCUCACUCGCACUCUCGCCGUUCGAGCCUUGACUCGCUGGAGGCCGGGGAGCAGGAGAUAUUUGGUCACGUCCUUUCUCGUUCAGCAGUCGCCAUGCGUACUUCGCCGACAACUUCGCCGGUGCCACCUCCCUCGUCUGACCUUCCUCCACCCACACCAUCCCCUGCACCUCGUUGCCGUCAGAGAACAACGCAGCCUGCUCCCACUCCCGCUCCGGAGCCUUCGUCUUCCAUGCAGUCGUUGUCUUAUCCCUUCUCGCUAUACAUGUCGGUCGAGCAACCCCUCGUCAAGGCUGCUGCAUCGGGCAGAAAGCCCGGUAGACCGCGGAAGGUCCCAGAUAGGGUCUGUGGCCCUAUCGAGGAUAUUACGACCGCACUUUCAUACCGCGAAAUCAUCUUCUUGCUCGCGCUCGAGUACAGCACUGUACCUUCGAUGAUGGACAUGUCACGUAUGACGUGGGGUCCACUCAAGCCGGCCAAUGCAGCACGUCUUCCAUUCCACAAUGCGCGGGCCUGGGAGAAGGCGGUCAUCCCGGCUGUCAUCGAGUUGGCUACGGCACGACGGCCGGUGGAGGCGAAGAUCGUUAUCUACUUGUCAAUCACGCAGUGCCCGCCACGCAGUGCCCGCCACGCCAGUUCUUCGAGUGAGCGCCAGGCUGCGCUACCAUCUACGACUCACCCCAAGUUGGUAAAGGCUCCUUCGUCUCCUACUCCCAACCCGGCAUCGCUGCCAGCAUCUGCACCCUUGCCAGGGCCGUCCCGCUCUUCUGCCCCUGUUACUCCGAUGGGCCAUGUCUGGCAAAAGCUUACUGGCCUGCCCGAUCCCGGUCUUGAUGUUGACGACCUCUCGGAUACUGAGGAAUCGUCGCCCAAGAAACCUCGCCGCUGGGACGAGGGAGUCGCGGAGAGCCGUGAGAAGAUCCGAGAGCGCUGGGAGGGCAAGUGUGAGAAGCAUAAGGAGUCUAUCUGCUUCUACAAUCGCGUCUCACGCACCCAUACCAUUGUCGAUGAUGCUCGUCUUACGCUCUGGGCAUCGUGGAUGGUGAGCACCACAUUUACCAAAUCUUUCUCGCAGAAAUUCACACGCACAAAGGUCAAUGGGCGUGCAACAUUGACUGAACCGCCCGUCCAGUCAAAGACUUGGAAUAAGCCAGCCGGUCAAAUCAAGGACGAUGAUACGCCACCGGCCGUAUUAACCCCCGCUCCCGCUCCCGCUCCCGCUCCCGCUCCCGCUCCCGCUCCCGCCCCCACUCCCGCCCCAGUACCACCGGCUAUGCCAUCUGCAAUGAACCCGUACGGUGUCUAUGGUGGUAUGCCGCCGAUGCCGAUGCUGCCACCGCAAAUGAUGAUGCCAUUCCCAAUGUUUGCCGGCAACUUUGGAGGCGGUGGUUUCGGGGGCUUUGGUAACCCGGGCAUUCCAUCCACGCCGAGUGCCAACAUUGCAGGCCCUUCGUCGUUGUCGUGGGCUGUCACACCUCCAUCGCGGAAACCGUUCUCCUCGCCGCCCCCAGCAGCGGACGACAUUGACCUGGAUACAUUCUGCCAGUGCUACAAGCUCAAAGAUAACAUCAAGGUUGUGCUCGAGAAGCUCAGCUUUGAGAUUGACAGCAACCUUGCUGUCCUGACAGAGACUCAGCUGCAGGCGGCUGGUAUGCCAGUGUUGGCACUUGACCGGGUUCGUCGUGCGCAGUCGCAGUACAAGCGCGACGUUCGCGAGGGCCGUUUCUAG